Messenger RNA from Mytilus californianus (California mussel), 6701 nucleotides. RefSeq lists its product as uncharacterized. The record is from RefSeq and is a predicted model, not a curated record. The coding region runs from base 81 to 6701 and encodes 2206 amino acids. NCBI's taxonomy places the organism in Eukaryota, Metazoa, Mollusca, Bivalvia, Mytilida, Mytilidae. The transcript is spliced from 25 exons. Gene Ontology annotation, molecular function: Notch binding.
ACAACACAUUUUCAUACAACCAGAAAAAUGGAAUUUAUUUUGCUCAGAGCCGUUAUACUUCUGGAAGUUUAACUUUUAACAUGAAGUUUAAUAGAUUUAGUUUUGAGAGAAGGAUUCUUUAUCUUUAUCGAAAUUAUUAUUAUAAGUAUGCUGCAAAGAUAGACAUUAGUCAUAAUAUCUUCAACAACAACAAGGAAACAUCUGAAACAUUGAUUGAACUUGUCCUGAGGGAUGAAGAUUCUGUAGAUCUAGUUGAGAACACUUUUAUUAAUAACACUGCAAAAGAUAUUUUAACAAUUUCUGUCAACCCAUCUUCUGCAAGUUCUGUGUCAAAAAAUGAGAUUAGAAUUUUUGACAAUAUAUUCAAGGACAAUACUUUUACAGACUCUUGUCUUAAUCUUAAAUCCUAUCAUGUUGUAUCUGUGAAUAGAAACACCUUUAUGAAUCGUCAAACCACUGGUAUGUGUGAGCUACAAGCCCCUGUUUUUGAUGAGACAUACUCAAUCAAUGCCACACAUAAUUAUUGGGGAAGUAGUAGUUUGGUUGAUGUAGUAGAAAUGGUAUGUGGUUUUGACAGAUCGAUGGAAAAAAGUUAUGUGUAUUAUCUGCCGUUCUCCACUAGUGAAGAAAAUAAUGACUUUGUAGCCUAUGCUCAAGAUGAUUUUGAUGUACAGAAUGUCUUAGGUGGGGAAAUCACAGGAACGUUUACUAUUGAAUACACAGAGGAGGCAAAGAGAAUUAGCCGCUCUUUAUUUGUAAGGACAAAUGCCUCAUUGCAUAUAGAAAAUGGAAUAAAGAUGCAGUUUGAUGAUAAACGUGGGAUAUAUAUACAAGGUAAUCUGAAUAUUGAAGCUGGAGAAAGUGAAUCUUUGUUUACAAAUGGAUCAGUUUCAAGUUUAUGGUAUGGUAUUGUCUUUUCUUCAAAAGAUACUGGUUAUUUUAAACUCCAUGAUGCUUACAUCAGCAAUACAGAGAUUGGAAUACAGUCAAAAGAUAAAUUUUUAGAUUUGAAAAACAUUACCAUUAACAACAGUUCCGGUGCAUGUUUGUCGAUGCUUUCAGGUGCCGAAGGAAAUUUUGACCUUGAAGGAAGUUUAUUCAAUAAUUGUUUAAACCAUGGUCUUUUUCUAUCCAAAUAUAUUAAUGCUUCAUUUACUGCACUAGAUAUAUCAUCUUCAUAUGAAGGAAUACAACUUAUAACUGAUCAAACUGGACAUUUAACUUUGCAUAAAAUUGGGAUAAAGAAAUCGUCACUAUUUGCAGUUCAUGUAGAAUUUAGACACCGUACUAAUGCAGGAAAUAUUACAAUACAUGACAUGGAAGUGACCGAUUCCCAGACAGGUUUUCAGUUGAUAGUUGAUAAUUACUACUCUCCUAACAGCAUUAAAAUUAGAGACAACUCUUUUAAUAAUAUCUCAAGGAAUGCCGUGCAAAUCAACGUACCUAAUUACCGAAGAACUUACUAUGGCAGUCAAAAUGGAGCACAAAGGUUUGUUGAUAUUGGAUACAACACAUUUACUGAAACCUGUGGAAUUACCUUGAAUACUUGGGACAGUGUUAAUAUUAGUUUCCAUGACAAUGAUUUCACAGGAAGUUCAUGUCCAACAAUUGAUAAGUGUUUCGUCAGUAUUUCUGCAGAUGGAUUCCGUGACAUAUCGUAUCAUGUUUUUGACAUAUUUACGAACAAAUUCAUGGGAAUAAAUGGUUAUUGUGUUAUAGAGUUAAAAAGCCACAGUCAUUUUGCAUAUCCUAAGGGAACAGUGCAGUUUAAUAAUUUUAUCCUGAAUGAAGUAUCUCGUGGUGUAGUGGUUCUAGAUACGUCAUACUUUAAUAUUUCUCAGAACAUCUUUGACAACCAUGAUUCUACAUUUGAUUUCUAUACUACUGGAUCAGGAGAUGACACAGUUAAUGCUACAAGGAAUUGGUUUGGUAACAUGACGCUGUCACUGGUUUAUGAUCGAAUCUAUGACAGAAGACAAGACCCAAAUCUAAUGUCUGUGACUGUUGCACCAUUAUUACUAGAAUGGACAUUAGAUUGCUCUCUUGUGAACAACUGCAGCAAUCAAGGACAAUGUGUCAGCCCAAACAGAUGCAGGUGUUUUUCAGGUUGGAUAGGAAAAAACUGUACUGAGUAUGACUGUUCCGAUGUAAAUCAUUGUUAUGGAAAUGGACAAUGUGUUGGACCAAACAAAUGUGAUUGUCAUUCAGGCUGGGAAGGUGAUACAUGCAUUGUAGCUUUAUGUAUUGAUGUUAAGAAUUGUAGUGGGCAUGGGAUAUGUCUGAGACCAGGAGUGUGCAAAUGUGCAUCAAAGUUUAAUGGUGAAGACUGUAGUCAGUGUGUUCCAUUACACUGGGGACCUUUCUGUAGUCAAUGUCCAGAUUGUCAACAUGGAACUUGCAAUCUUACAACAGGUAUGUGUGAUUGUAUUGGUGUCAACUGGUCAGGCUACUUGUGUGACAAGUGCAGUGAGACUUACUAUGGUCCUGACUGUCUCCCCUUGAUAAUGGUUUUACAAGUAGUACCCAAUCAAGGAUCAGACAAAGGAGGUACAGUGGUUCAUGUAUUGGGACACAAUUUCCCGGACUUGAUAGGGCAUAUGUACAUUUGUAAAUUUGGUUCAGAGAGAGUCAAUGGAACAUGGAAAGCUUGGAACCAUGUCGCGUGUACUGCACCACAGCAUGAAGGAGGAAGCGUAUUCCUUGAAGUAUCACCUAAUGGUACAGAUUUUACGAAUAAUAAGAUAAUGUUUACAUAUUAUGCAACAUGCCCACAAGGAGCUUGUGGACGUCACCUAGAGCCUCCUAGAGGUCAGUGUUUGUUUGGUGGAUGUUCUUGUAACUUGCCAUGGACGGGAGAUGGAUGUACAAUAGAACUGUUAGCUCCAAAGAUAAUGCCACAAGAAGAAUCUCAGUAUGUUGUGGAAGGAACUAAAUACCAGUAUGGUUUGAACUUGACUCAGGGAAGUUUACCUGUAAUUUGGGCUCUUAAUCAGUAUCCUGUUGGUAUGACUAUUGAUGAAAGAACUGGACAUGUGCAAUGGGGUUUUACAAUAUCUACUCUGACACACCAUAUGAUCACUGCUACAGUAACCAAUAUCAUAGGAAAAGAUGUUGUGUCAUGGCAGUUAUUAGUGUCUAUUUCCUAUUCAGCCUCCGUUACAAAAAUAGAACCAGAAGGAAUAUUACCAGUGCCUACCACUGUUACAAUAAUGGGAAAGGUGACUUUCAACAAUUUAGUACAACCAAAAGUUGUUCCAGUUGAUGUAAGAGUAGUCAGCUCAUACAGUAAAAGAAUUAGAGUUCUGCCUGCGCUGACUGACCCAUUAUCUUCUAGUAGUUUUUUUGCCACAUAUCAUCCUUAUCCAGAUGAUGUAGGAAUCAUAUCAGCAGUUGCUAGUCACCCAGUGGAACCAUCAAGAAAUGGAUCAUUUAAUUGGACAGUACUGGGAAUGAGAUGUGUGCCACAUUAUGUAACAUGGAAUGCUGUCAUAGAAAAUAACACUGUUGUAUUCAAAAAUAUAACAUCCUUAGUAAAUGUAGGGGAGCAACAUAUUUUCAGUAUCUCCAGUCGUGUAGAUGGAAUUUAUGGAACCUAUUUCCAGUCAGCAAAGAUGUCAAGUACUGUCAAAAAUAUUUUCUUGGAUUCCUUUGAUGCCUUUGAAACUUAUACAUUUGAUUUUAUUGUGACAGAAGCCCGACCACUGAAUGGACGAAUUUAUAUAAUAUUUUCAACUCCAGAAGGAACAGAAACAAGGCUUCAAGUGAACAUGCAAUUCUCAAUACGUAAACCACUGCUUGUAUUCACACCUGCUACACUAAGAGAAAACAUUGUACGUGGAACUCAGAAAAUACUAGAUGUUCAGGUUCACAAUGAUGGGGAAGUUGCUGCGACGAAUGUCAAAGUAUCUCUUCCAAAUGAUAACAGACUUUCCCUGGUUUCGUUUGCAACAAUUGGCAGUCUAGACAGCAAUGAAAACAAUAAUGGGAUCACGAUAGGUCCAAAUGAAAUAGCCAUGAUGUCUUUAGUUGUCACAACUGGUUUAAAUGAUGGAUUGGGGGAGAUGAGAGGUACCAUAGUUUUGAACACAGAUCUAACAGUAGCAUCGAUAUCCUAUAGAUUUUAUAUCACAUCAAUAAUAAAGCUGAAUCUGACUAUUACGAUGAAAGAUGAGUAUACAUACUUUGCAUCUGGUGCACCACUGGUGAGUGGAGCUGAAGUUCGAUUAAUUAAUCCGAGAAGACAAUAUUCAGAGAAAAGAUUCACAACAAAUGAGACAGGAUUUGUAAUAUUUGAAGAUAUACACGAAGACCAGUAUACUCUUUAUGCACAAGCAGUGGGUCAUAGUUCAUAUUCAGCUGUCAUCAUAGCAUCAUCUGACAGUGAUAAACAGGAAGUUUUCUUGCAACGGAUAGCUGUAAAAUACACCUGGACAGUAACACCAACUACAGUCCAAGAUAAAUAUGUCAUCACAUUGGAAUCUACUUUUGAAACUCAUGUCCCAAUGCCAGUAGUUACAGUAGACCCUGCAAAGGUGAAUACUAUUCCAUAUGAAUUGGGUGAAGAAGAUACCCUCGAGUUUACUAUUACUAAUCACGGGUUGAUCAGAGCCGAUGAUGUCAGAUUUGCUUUGCCUUUAAACCAUGCUUAUCUCAAUUUCAAUAUGACUGUUGAUGAGAUUGGCAGCGUCCCAGCAAACACGUCAAUCAAAGUAUUGAUUUUAGUGACACCAAAGAAUACAAGAAAGAAAAGAAGUUUAAUUGCAGCUUCAGUAUGUGGAAUGGCUGUAUUGUAUGACUAUAUAUGUGGCAGUAAACAGACAAGAAAUCUUGACAUAACAUUAACACGAGAAUAUCCUGGCCGACCACCUCUUCCAUGUGGUAGAGGUGGUGGUGGGAGAGAUGGUGGUGGUGCAGAAGGAGGAGGAGUAUCUUAUUCUGGGGGAUAUUCUGGAACAGGAUCUGGAUCAUCAAUAACAUAUAAUCCUGUGACACCACUUUCAUGUGACUGUGCAGCUACUUUGAUUAAAAGUUGUGCUUUGGGUUUUCAUCCUAUUGCAGGAUGUGGGCUAGCUUUAUCAUCUUUGGCAACAUCAUUUAGUGAUGAUAGAACUGGAGGAAGUGCACUGAUUGGUACACUGAACGCUGGACUUGGACUAAUUGAUACAUUUUUUGGUUGUGUAGCAGGGUUUUUAGGUCCUGCUGGCAGCAUUGUCUCAACGCUUUACACAGCUGCUAGAUGUCUGGUUGAUGUGGCUAAUGAUUGUGAGAAUGGUGGAAGGAGAAGACGUGAUGUUAGUAGUGAAGUUGUAAACAAUUUGUUAGAUGCUGCCAAGCCUGUUGAUAAUUUUCUGUCUAUGAUGCAGCAGAUUCUUAAUGAUGAAAACAUGUAUGAUGUUGAUUCCUCAUGGUAUGGAACAUUUAGAACAGUUGUAUCUGAUGAAAGCCCAUUAGGAGUGCAGCUAUCAUCAGAUGAAUUAAGCAAUAUACUAAGUACGAUUAACGACGAAACACAAAAAUCUACGUUGAAUAAAUUCUUAGAAAGAUGGAACAACACAGCCACAGCAUGGAAGGAUGGAACAUUAAACACACUUGACGGUACUGCUGAUGUUAUCAUCUUAAAGAAUCUUAGUUCAAGAAUUCAACAAUACAUUAAUGAUUUCAAGAGCGCUAAGACAAAGGGAUUUGACACAAUAUUUGAUGUUUUCGACCAUGCAACAAAAACAUACAAAACAGCUGAACAAGAAGCUCAGAGUGGAAGUAGUGGAGGUUCGAGUGAAUCUGUUUGUGCAAAGGUGCGAGUAAGAAUUGUCCAGGAAUUAGUUCUCACACGUGAUGCUUUCAAUGCUAGAUUGGAGAUAGAAAAUGGAGAAACUUCUGCAUUGGAAAAUAUAAUGGUGGAGAUAAAAAUUACUCAAACAUAUGGAAAUGGAGAGUCUUCUCAGGAUAAGUUUUCCAUAGGUAAACCGUCUUUGAUAGGAAUAUCUGGUGUAGAUGGAAAAGGGAUCCUAGGAAAAGAUUUGUCAGGGUCAGCUGAAUGGUUAAUGAUUCCAUAUUCUACAGCAGCACCACAAGAGGAUACAUUGUAUGAUGUUGGAGGUCGGUUAUCAUACAGAGUUGGUGGUUCAAACUUCUCUGUUCCUUUGCUACCAGACACUAUAACUGUAAAACCUAAUCCUAGUUUGGUGGUGCAUUAUUUCCAUGAAAAAUAUGUAAGAGGAGAUGAUCCAUUAACAACAGAUUUUGCUGAGCCAAUUGUUCCAUUUAGUUUAGCAGUGUCUGUAAUGAAUGAUGGCUUUGGAACGGCACGGGCUCUGCGCAUAUCAUCUGCUCAGCCAGAAAUCAUUGAAAAUGAAAAAGUUCCAUCUACAGACAUUGCAAGCACAGUAUCAACACCACUUACUUCAGAUAGAACUAGCUCUACUACUAAAUAUGCAAAGUCAUCUUCUGCAGAAGAGACAGUGGGAGGUGAAACAAGUACAGGAUCUAUUGAAAUUUAUACAUCAGAAUCUCAAGCCACGCCUACGAUCACUGCAGGAUAUACUACUGAAUCAUCUAUACCUGCUGGACAGACAAACAACAAAUAUACCACAUCUACUGUUACAGCUAAACCUACCACUGUAAAGCUAAAGGACCUGAAAAAGAUGUUAAAAGUUGAGUAUGCUGCAAACUUCAAACAACCUACUACAACUUAUUUACCAUGA